Molecule: messenger RNA, 1428 nt
Organism: Mollisia scopiformis
Lineage: Eukaryota; Fungi; Ascomycota; Leotiomycetes; Helotiales; Mollisiaceae
Product: S-adenosyl-L-methionine-dependent methyltransferase
Exons: 2
Coding region: 112-1320 (402 amino acids)
Biological process (GO): protein methylation
Cellular component (GO): mitochondrion
Molecular function (GO): nucleic acid binding; protein methyltransferase activity
Source: RefSeq, a predicted model, not a curated record
UAUUGACUGAGGUCGGAUCGUGAUCUAGCUGUCGUCUGAUCAAUCGCUUUGUAGUAGCGAAUCAGCAACUGUUGAUGGAAUUGGGCUGCUCUCACUCCUUCCCUCACUCUCAUGCCUCGACUCUCUCAUGAUCUCAUCCGCAAAGCCUACAGUAUAUCCUCAUUCCUGCCCCUUGUCCUUCGCGGUACCAGAGCCCUUGACUCAGCAAUCAAUGAGCUCGGAUGGCUCAAAGAACACGUCUUCGAGACUUCCAAGACAGAUUGUCCUAAAGCGCACCAAAAGCAGCUACUCCAGCUCUGCAUAAGACGCUCACGAGCUGAGCCUUUACAAUAUAUCCUUGGCUCCCAACCGUUUGGUGACUUGGACAUCAAAUGUCGGCCAAAAGUCCUCAUCCCAAGACCAGAAACAGAGGCGUAUACGGCUCAUGUCGCGAAGCUGCUGCUCGAAGACAGCUUAGAUGUACUUUCAGGGCCAACUAGAGAUUCGAUAGACAGCGAGGAUCAGUUGCAUAGGCGGCGUGCACCAAAGAUUCUUGACGUCUGUUCCGGAAGCGGAUGCAUCUCACUACUUCUCCAUUCCCUUCUUGUCGAAAAGUUCAAGGACAUUUCGAUAUUGGGUCUUGAUAUCUCCAAAACUGCAGUCAAUAUCGCGAGGGAUAAUCUGAGAGCGUACAUCAAGGCGAAAAACUUCGUUCAACAACCAAGGCAGGGACAUCCACAAGUUCAAUUUCGCAUUCAUGAUGUUCUGAGCCCGACUCCCAUCGGGUUUGGCCACUUCGAUGUCAUCUUAUCCAAUCCGCCCUAUAUCUCAAACUCACAUUUUGCUACAGAGACUACAAGAUCGGUUCGUAAUUAUGAGCCAAGACUAGCUUUGGUGCCUACAUUUAUCCCUGGCGUCUUGCUUUGCAAGCCAGAGGAUAUCUUCUACCACCGCUUGCUCGAACUUUAUCAAACGAAUAAGAGUUCGAUGCUGGUCAUGGAAAUUGGAGACGAAGAACAAGCACGUCGGGUUGUACAGAUGGCGCUUUCCACUGCACAGGUUUCUGGGUCAAAUGGGGUGGAGAUCUGGAGAGAUUGGCCGGAACAAGAGCCACAGCCUGGAGAAGAUACAGUGAUGCGUAUCGAUGGCAGAUCCAUAGCUGCUGGGUUUCCGGAUGUUGAGAAGAAGAGUGCAGAUGGAGAGUCUGAUACCAGGUUACGAGAAACAAUUGAUGGAAAAGGGGUUCGUGUUGAGGAUACACACAUACCUAUCAAAGGUGCAGGGAUGAUUAGGACAGUGAUUCUCUCCCGAACGAAAAGUGUUGGGCAAGAAAGGCCCUGAAAGACUUCACACAGUUGCUGCAGUCUGAGAAGCAGUGAAGUGAAAUAAACGAACCCCUAAAUUUGGCGAAAAGCCCCUGAAGCUUGAGCCAAUGGCGCUGAGACGGUC